Pyrenophora tritici-repentis Pt-1C-BFP is the source of this 1197-nucleotide messenger RNA. RefSeq lists its product as uncharacterized. Gene Ontology annotation, cellular component: mitochondrion. Gene Ontology annotation, molecular function: acyl-CoA dehydrogenase activity; flavin adenine dinucleotide binding. NCBI's taxonomy places the organism in Eukaryota, Fungi, Ascomycota, Dothideomycetes, Pleosporales, Pleosporaceae. The record is from RefSeq and is a predicted model, not a curated record.
AUGCCGCGCAGAGAAGCCAUCGAUAUCUCAGAUGUACCGCCGACGCCCAUCACACAUCUCUCCGAGACGGAGACACUCAUGGGCGACUCCGUAUCCAAGUUUGCAAACGAGGUCAUCCUGCCCAAGGCACGAGAAAUGGACGAGGCCGAAGCAAUGGACCCAGCUAUAGUAGAGCAACUCUUCGAGCAAGGCCUCAUGGGUAUUGAGAUACCCGAAGAGUACGGCGGUUCAGGCAUGAACUUCACCUCUGCCAUCAUCGCGAUUGAAGAGCUGGCAAGAGUAGACCCCAGCGUCAGCGUGCUAUGCGACGUGCACAACACACUCGUCAACACAGCCAUCCUCAAGUGGGGGUCCGAGAAGCUCAAGAAGGAGUGGCUGCCCAAGUUGGCAACCAACACAGUCGGAUCCUUUUGUCUGUCCGAGCCCGUGUCCGGCUCCGACGCCUUCGCCCUCGCGACAAAAGCCACACGCACAGACACUGGGUACAAGAUCAGCGGCAGCAAGAUGUGGAUCACGAACAGUGUCGAGGCAAACUUCUUCAUAGUGUUUGCCAAUCUCGACCCCAGCAAGAAGUACAAAGGCAUCACUGCGUUCAUCGUGGAAAAGGGAACACCCGGGUUUGCGAUUGCGAAGAAGGAAAAGAAACUAGGCAUCAAGGCUAGUAGCACUUGCGUCAUCACGUUUGACGAUGUCGAGAUCCCGAGGGAGAACCUUCUGGGCAACGAGUUUGAGGGUUACAAGUACGCGAUUGGACUGCUGAACGAGGGGCGCAUUGGUAUCGCUGCUCAAAUGACUGGUCUAGCUCUGGGAGCAUGGGAGAAUGCCGCUAGCUACGCCUGGAACGACCGCAAACAAUUCGGCACCCUAAUCGGCGAAUUCCAAGCCAUGCAACACCAACUCGCCCAAGCCUGGACGGAAAUCCAAGCCGCCCGCGCCCUCGUCUACAACGCGGCACGCAAAAAAGAAGCCGGCGAGGACUUCAUCACCGACGCGGCCAUGGCCAAGCUCAUGGCCUCGCAGGUGGCGGGCAGGGUGUCGGGCCAGGCGAUUGAGUGGAUGGGUGGCAUGGGGUUUGUACGCGAGGGGCUGGCGGAAAAGUACUUUAGGGAUAGUAAGAUUGGCGCGAUUUAUGAGGGCACGAGUAAUAUUCAGCUCACGACGAUUGGGAAGGCGUUGCAGAAGAGGUAUACGAAGUAG